AUGUGGUUCCCGGGGUCGGGGGGCGCCGGGGAUGGGGAUCCCGGCGGUGGCGGUGAACGAAUUAAAAAGCCAGUUCCUCUGCAAGAACAGACUGUUAAGGAUGCCAAGGGCCGAUAUCAGCGUUUCCACGGAGCCUUUACUGGGGGCUUUUCUGCUGGUUACUUUAACACCGUUGGCACAAAGGAAGGAUGGACACCCUCAGCUUUUGUCUCAUCACGGCAGAAGAGAGCAGACAGAACCAUUCUUGGGCCAGAAGACUUCAUGGAUGAAGAGGAUCUUAGUGAAUUUGGGAUAGCACCAAAAGAUAUUACAACCACAGAUGAUUUUGCAUCCAAAACUAAAGACAGAAUAAAAGAGAAAGCCAGACAGAUUGCAGGAGUAGUUGCUGCCAUUCCAGGAACCACUGCAUUUGAUGAUUUAAUAGGACCCUCUAAAAUAACAGUUGGGGUGGAACUGUUACGAAAAAUGGGCUGGAAAGAAGGACAAGGAAUUGGACCACGAGUCAAAAGAAAGCCAUGCAGGCAGAAACCUGAUCCUACAGUGAAAAUAUAUGGUUGUGCCUUACCACCUGGACUGUCCGAGGGUUCUGAGGAGGAAGAGGAUGAAUACCAGCCAGAGAAUGUGACCUUUGCCCCAAAAGAUGUAAUGCCUGUAGAUUUGACUCCAAAAGAGAAUGUCCAUGGACUUGGCUAUAAGGGUUUGGAUCCCUCACAAGCUUUGUUUGGUGUAUCUGGAAGAGAACACCUGAAUCUUUUCACAGGUGGUUCUGAAGAGACAAGUAAUUUACUUGGGGAUCUGAGACAUAGUAAAGGAAGAAAACUGGGUAUUACAGGUCAGGCUUUUGGUGUGGGAGCUUUAGAGGAAGAAGACGAUGAUAUUUAUGCAACAGACACACUGUCAAAGUAUGAUACAGUUCUAAAAGAUGAGGAACCUGGAGAUGGCUUGUAUGGCUGGACAGCACCAAAGCAGUAUAAAUCCAAAAAAAGGCCUGAAAGAGAAUUUAAAUAUAUAGGCAAAAUCUUGGAUGGUUUUUCCUUGGCAUCAAAAUCAUCAAUUCCAAUCAAGGUUUACCCACCACCUCACCUACCCCGAAAUUACAGACCAGUUCAUUACUUUCGACCUGUGCUAGCAGCUGGCAAAGAAAACUCCCAUUUACAGAAGGCAUUGGAGGAAUCCACAGGGAAGCUUGGGAGUGAUCCAGCACAGCAGGGCAGGCAUGCUUUGGAUGCAGCUCAGAGGAGGGAACUGCUGGGAGAGACUGGGCUAAAAGGUCCAGCUCCUUCUGUUUUGGAAUAUCUGUCUGAGAAAGACAGAGAAAGACUCAAAGAAGUGAAGCAAGCAUCUGAACAACAAAUGAAAGCAAAACCAGUAGCUCAGCAGCCACAAAACAGAUUCCAGCCAGCCCCCCCAGAGGAUGCUUCUCCCAAAUGGCAAAUGCUGUUGGGAGGGCAGUUGGCAAAUGCUGGUUCUAGUGACUUCAAACCAUUUGCAAGAAAUCCAGAAAAACAAAAAAGAUAUGAAAAUUUUGUGAAAAGUCUUAAACAAGGAGAAAAAGCAGAUGCACUGGAGCGUUUUUUAGACCCAAAUAUGACGGAGUGGGAGCGGGGAAGGGAGCAGGAGGAGUUCAUCCGGGCAGCCGCCUUCUACAGAUCCUCCAGCUCCACCCUCUCCUCCAGGUUCACACGGGCCAAGUAUGAAGAUGACGUUGACAAAGUCGAAGUUCCUCGAGACCAAGAGAAUGAUCUUGAUGAUAAGGAAACUGCUGUGAAGAUGAAGAUGUUUGGCAAACUCACAAGAGACAAGUUUGAAUGGCACCCUGAUAAGCUGCUGUGUAAAAGAUUUAACGUUCGUGAUCCGUACCCUGAUUCUUCCAUAGUUGGUUUACCAAAAGUGAAAAGAGACAAGUAUUCUGUGUUUAAUUUCUUAACUGUCCCUGAGCCUACCACAUCUGCAACUCAAGCAACAAACAAACAAAGCCAAGAGAAUAACAGCCUCAACAAACCAAAGAAACCUUCAAGGUGGGAUAUGUCAGAUAAAGAAAAGGAGAAAAAAGAUUCUAUCAGUGAAUUCAUUAGUCUUGCUAGAUCAAAAGCUGAUGUUCAGCAGCAACCACCAGUGCCAGCAGCAGAAAAAUGUGCAAGUGGGCCAAGUGAAACUCUUCCCACUGAGGGAGCUAAGGAAGGAAAGGAUCAGGAAGAGGAAAGCAAACGACCACCCAUGGAUUUAUUUAAGGCCAUCUUUGUGAGUUCCUCAGAUGAAAAAUCAUCUUCCUCUGAAGAAGAGAGUGAUGAGGAACAGCAACCAACGACUUCAGUAACAGAGUCAGAAACCACCAAGCAAGUUGAUAAACCAGACAGUUCUUCCUCUAAUGUACAAGAGAGUGUGGCUGCUGCAGCUGAUCCUGGCACUUCUUCGUUGUCUGCUUCAAAGCAGGAACUGGAUGCAGCAGAGGAAUUUGGACCAAAGUUGCCUCCAGCUUUUUCUUCUGGUGCUUGGCAACAGCAAACAGUGGUGCCAGCAAGCUUUCCUGGGCCUAGUAGGAAAGAAAAGCAUAGGAAAACAAGAGAGAAACACAAGACAAAGAAAGAACAUAAACGCAAAAAAGAAAAGAAAAAGAAACAUAAGAAGCAGAAAAACAAAGGAAAACACAAGAACAAAAAAUCAGAAAAAGACAGCAGCUCGGAUACUACAGAGAGCAGUGACAGCCUCAGUGAUAUGGAUACCACAGGCUUGUCACCCAAAGAACUUCUAAGAAGAUUAAAACAACUCCAGUAUUGAAGAAGCCACUUGCUUUCCUCAGUACUGUGUGACUCCAUCUCAAAUGUUUGAUCUCCUCCAUGAUGGUAGAUCAGUGGUGUAUAAUGUGAAGCACUAUAGAUACAGUAUUCAUAUUGAAUUUCUUCAAAAGUGUAUGUGCAUAUGUUUUAUUUUGUGAUGUUUCAUGUGUUCAAAAUGUAUGGAUUAUAGAACAUUGAAAAGACCCCUUUCUGGGCAGCGUAAUCUGAAAUACCACAGGCUCUGUUUUAAUUCAUUAAACAAAGCAUUUUAAUAAACUUAAAUGUUGUUAAA
Messenger RNA from Manacus vitellinus (golden-collared manakin), 3069 nucleotides. RefSeq names its product G-patch domain containing 1 (gene GPATCH1). The transcript has 20 exons. Lineage: Eukaryota; Metazoa; Chordata; Aves; Passeriformes; Pipridae. Gene Ontology annotation, molecular function: RNA binding. The record is from RefSeq and is a predicted model, not a curated record. The coding region runs from base 1 to 2778 and encodes 925 amino acids. Gene Ontology annotation, biological process: mRNA processing. Gene Ontology annotation, cellular component: nucleus.